CCCUCUCUGCCCAGUGUCUUUUACUUUUCUGCAUGCACUUUCGGCCAUGUACCCUUUUUCGCUACUUGUGCAGCAGAACCUCGCGGCAGAUAGCAGAAGGUGUCAUGAGCCAGGUGGUCCUGGUGCGCAGAACCUCGCAAUCCAGGGUCAAAGGUAGCUGUGCCUCUUCCGAACGGAUGAGCCUAUCUUAUUAGGAAGAGAAGUCCUUUUGUCUGUUGCUCGUCCACAAAUGCACCGUGUCCAUCCCUCUCUGCCCAGUGUCUUUUACUUUUCUGCAUGCACUUUCGGCCAUGUACCCUUUUUCGCUACUUGUGCAGCAGAACCUCGCGGCAGAUAGCAGAAGGUGUCAUGAGCCAGGUGGUCCUGGUGCGCAGAACCUCGCAAUCCAGGGUCAAAGGUAGCUGUGCCUCUUCCGAACGGAUGAGCCUAUCUUAUUAGGAAGAGAAGUCCUUUUGUCUGUUGCUCGUCCACAAAUGCACCGUGUCCAUCCCUCUCUGCCCAGUGUCUUUUACUUUUCUGCAUGCACUUUCGGCCAUAUUACCUCUGACGACACCGCUGACGAUGUCAAGGAGCUCAUCAAGACCAAGAAAUCCACCAAGUUUGAUGACAUUGCCCCUAACAAGCUCACACUCUGGCAAGUCUUCAUCCAAGUAGCCGACGAUGAUGAAGAGUUGCCAACUGUACUCGAUACCAUUCGCGAAAGAAGAAACUGCGCCCGACAAACAACAUCUCAGAUACUUUUCCCUGCACGCCAGUUAAAGAGUCAAUUUACAUCAUUGUGCAACGACUCCUCGAGCACAAACUUCGAUGAUGAUGUGGUCUUUCAAGUCAUUCUCAAAAACAAGAAUUCCACCACUCUGACCUGGUACACCCACUCAAAAAACGGUCACCCCGGAGAAUCUACGGACCACCAUUGUCGAAAGGCAACCAUCCUGGGACGACGGCUCCGAACAUUGGUUGUUGAGGAUUCUACUGGUGUCGAGAUUGUUGCAGAUGACGGUCAGCUGUGGUAUAUGAUCAGGAGAUAUGUGCAGGGAGGAAUCGAAGAUAUGGUUGUGCGUUUGGAGGUCCUUAGCAAGCCCUUCCCUGACAUUACGACAUCGGACGCCUGCGGAAUAUAUGACACUGAUGAACCCUCGCCUCUCUACGACCUCGCUACCACACCAUUGGCCUCUAAGGAGCAUACGCAAGCAUUGGAUGAACUGUAUGGGACGCUGGGAGCCGCACUGAAGUCGAUGGUCUCUGAGGAUGGCGCAGGAAUACCGACUUAUAUCAAUUCUUUUUAUUGCGCGCUAUUGCGCUUUUCUCCGACCUCGAAUUAUCAGGAGACAAGAGUCUAUCAGGAAGGCGAGGAUUUGGGUCGAUACCGUAUGUGGUGGAGUCGAAGAGUGGUUCGUCCUGCAUGCUUGCUGUAACGUGGGUGCAGUCGGAAGAUCUUUCAACCAGCAUUACUCAAAACAUGGUUCAACUCGACACCAUAUGCUCUGGACAGAAUCGAAAGCGCCAGGAUGAUGAGGAUGACAGCAUCGCCCCUGUUAUCUCUUACGGGAUCACUGUUGGCGCAAAGCUGUGGCAUUUUUUGCAGUGCAGGAUCGACGCUUUGAACAAAUCCGGCUACAAUGAGCCUGACUUUCGGUCAUUCAAGGCUCCUAGAUAUUUCGAUUUAAUAACUUUAAGCUUUGCCUUACCUUUUCACGUACUCGCAAAAUCUCUUUACCCAUGUACGUAUACAAGUCGAAAGUCGGAUAGAGGAUGCUCUGCCAUGUCGCGUAGACCUCUCUUUCAUAAAUUAGAGCCAGAAAUAGAAAUAAAAAACCUUUUAU
Molecule: messenger RNA, 1823 nt
Organism: Gamsiella multidivaricata
Lineage: Eukaryota; Fungi; Mortierellomycota; Mortierellomycetes; Mortierellales; Mortierellaceae
Exons: 3
Coding region: 474-1415 (313 amino acids)
Source: RefSeq, a predicted model, not a curated record